Molecule: messenger RNA, 1573 nt
Organism: Darwinula stevensoni
Lineage: Eukaryota; Metazoa; Arthropoda; Ostracoda; Podocopida; Darwinulidae
Source: the annotation of a GenBank genome assembly
AUGCAAAAACCUGGCCAUCAGAAAUGCAGUCCCAAUGCCCUUGCCAUGAGGUGUGGAUGUGAUGGAUUAUGGUGGUGUUUCGGCGGGAGAGGAGCAUUCCAGCGACGGCAUGCCUCAGUUGCUGCUGCAGAAAAGAAAGUUUACCAGAGGGAUAAAAUCCAUUGCAAUGUGGGGACCAUUGGCCAUGUGGACCAUGGGAAGACCACUCUCACUGCUGCCAUCACGAAAGUCCUAGCCGACAAGAAGAUGGCCAAGGCAAAGAAGUACGAGGACAUAGACAAUGCCCCAGAGGAAAAGAAGCGAGGUAUCACCAUCAAUGUGGCCCACAUUGAGUAUUCCACUGAGAACAGGCACUAUGGACACACUGACUGUCCCGGUCAUGCUGACUAUAUCAAGAACAUGAUCACGGGAACGUCGCAGAUGGAUGGAGCCAUUCUUGUUGUUGCAGCCACGGAUGGCACCAUGCCCCAGACCAGGGAACAUCUCCUCCUUGCCAAGCAGAUUGGGAUCUCACACAUUGUUAUAUACAUCAACAAGGUUGAUGCAGCUGAUAAGGAAAUGGUUGACUUGGUGGAGAUGGAGAUUCGAGAGCUCAUGUCUGAAAUGGGAUAUGAUGGAGAUAACAUCCCUGUCAUCAAGGGCUCUGCUCUCUGUGCACUUGAGGGGAGGAAUCCUGAAAUCGGGGCAAAUUCCAUAAUUGAGCUGAUGGAAGCAGUCGACAAACAUAUCCCCAACCCCGUCCGAGACCUGGACAAACCCUUCAUGCUGCCCAUUGAAACUGUGUAUUCUAUUCAAGGGCGUGGAACGGUUGUCACCGGCCGUGUGGAAACCGGUCGGGUGAAGAAAGGUCAGGAGGUGGAAAUAGUUGGGUAUGGGAAGAGAACGAAGACUGCCAUCACUGGUCUGGAGAUGUUCCAUCAGAUCCUGGAGGAGGGGCAGGCGGGAGACCAGCUGGGGGCCCUGGUCCGGGGACUGAAGAGGGACGAGCUGAAGCGGGGGAUGGCCCUGGCGAAGCCGGGGACGGCGCAGAUGAACGACAACGUCGAGGCUCAGGUGUACAUCCUGUCGAAGGAGGAAGGGGGGCGAACCCGUCCCUUCACGUCCAUGGUGCAACUCAUGAUGUUCAGUCGCACGUGGGACUGCCCGGCGUACGUUACCAUCCCGGACAAGGACAUGAUCAUGCCGGGUGAAGACGCGAAGAUCGUGCUGAGGAUGAUCCGCCCGAUGGUGCUGGAGCAGGGGUCACGCUUCACGCUGCGGGAGGGGAAGACGACGCUGGGGACCGGGGUCGUGACCCGGGUCCUGCCUCCCCUCUCGACCCAGGAGCGGGAGCGCCUCCAGCUCAGCCGGAAGAACAGGGAGAAGGCGGAGGCGAAGGACGCGAAGUCCGGGUGAGGCCCGCGAGGAAGGGCGAGGAAGGUUCGAUAGUGAUGGGUCGCGGAUGUAUGCUCCUCGCGGGGUGGUUCGCCCUUUUGCUGCGAUCGUUUGUGUCUUGUCUAUCUGAAAGAAAACUUGGUUUCUGUUAAAGGUAUUUUGUAGCUUUCACCCCCGAUUCUGAUUUGUAGCUUGUGCG